Messenger RNA from Penicillium vulpinum, 1206 nucleotides. RefSeq lists its product as uncharacterized. Lineage: Eukaryota; Fungi; Ascomycota; Eurotiomycetes; Eurotiales; Aspergillaceae. Bases 1 to 1206 code for a protein of 401 amino acids. The record is from RefSeq and is a predicted model, not a curated record. Gene Ontology annotation, cellular component: membrane. Gene Ontology annotation, molecular function: glycosyltransferase activity. The transcript has 2 exons.
AUGGGCCCAGACACAUCUACAUCUACAUCUGCGACCGCAUGGCCAUUUUUCAAAGCACUAGGCAAUGCAAAGCUCAAAUUCCUCGCUGUAUUCCUAACUGUCUCGACAAUCCUCCUCCUCACACUAUACUCAAGUGGCUUAUCAGAAAAAAUCUCAAUUGGCGCUAAAAACGAGCUCGCAAACGAGCAAGACUACUGGACAUGGGAAACCCGAACCCGAUUCCAGAAAUCCUCGUCUGUCAAUGACGGCGAUUCCACAAAUAACUCGCAAAACGCAACCUGUGACACCUUCCCCUCAGACGUGCUCUCGCGCGUUCAAAUCAUCUUAAAAACCAGCGCAACCGAAAACCCAGACCGAGUCAAUACACACAUGGCCUCUGUAACGCGCUGCAUUUCCAACUUACUAGUCGUCUCAGACAAAGAGACCGAAAUACAUGGCCAUCAUGUACACGAUAUCCUAGCCGAUCUACCAUUCUCAUCCCGGAAUCAGAUCCCGGAGUUCGAAGGGUAUGAUGCUUUACAGCGCGGCGAGAACAAUAUCACCGGCGCAGCAGGGUGGAAACUCGAUCGAUUCAAGUUCCUGCCCAUGGUGGAGCGGGCUAAGAAAGUGAAUCCUGGUGCGGAGUGGUACGUCUUCCUCGAGACGGAUACUUACUUCGUGUGGGAUAAUCUGUUCCGAAUGCUGGAGCAGUUCAAUUCAUCGAUUCCUCUGUAUAUGGGAUCUCCUGCGCCGGGCCGCGAUAUUGAUGGGAAAGUCAUUUGGUUUGCGUACGGUGGUUCGGGCUUUGUGUUGUCCAGAGCUGCAGUUGAUACGUUGGUUGCGCGAGAGAUUGGUAAAUAUGGACAGUUUAUUGGACAGUCGCUUAGCGAGCAGUAUAUGCAGGCUGUGACGGACGACUGCUGCGGCGACUCUGUGCUUGGAUUCGUGCUGUACGAGAAGGGUAUUGAGUUGUCUGGGAUGUGGCCGAUGUUCAAUGCGCAUCCGUUAGACUCGAUUCCAUUCGGUGAUGACCAGCAUUGGUGUCAGCCUGCGAUUAGUAUGCAUAAGUCGAAAUUGAGUGAUAUGACCGGGUUGGCGGACUGGGAGGAUCAGCGGGAUAGGACGAAACCCCUCCUAUACGCGGACUUGGUUGACUACCACGGCCUCGGAAAGUUACCAGAACGGAAAGGAUGGGAUAAUGGAGCCUGGGGUGGAAUCAUCGAAUAA